CUUUUUCUUAUUUUUUUUUUCACUUCCUGUUAUGUCAUACCAACCACCACCUCAAUACGGCCAAGCACCUCCUCCACAAGGUAAUUAUGGAGCACCUCCUCCAGGUACCCUAGCUCAAGGAUAUAAUCGUCCACCACCACCUAAUUAUGGUGGUGCAGGAGGUUAUGGACAACAACCUCCACCACCAGGUCCACAAGGAAGACCUCCUCCACCUUCAGGACCUCCUCCAGGCGUUGAUCAACAAUUAUGGUCCUGGUUUAAAGCAGUUGAUACAGAUGGUUCUGGUCAACUUUCAGCUGAUGAGCUUCAAAGAGCUUUAAUUAAUGGUGAUUGGAGCCCCUUUAAUAUUGAAACAGUUCGUUUAAUGGUGAAUAUGUUUGAUUCAGAUAAUAGCGGUACAAUUAAUUUUAACGAAUUUUCUGGAUUAUGGAAAUAUAUUGAAGACUGGAAACGUUGUUUCCAAGCUUUCGAUACCGAUCGUUCAGGUAGCAUUAACCAAUCUGAAAUGGGUAAUGCUUUAAGAUCGUUCGGUUUUAAUGUUUCACCUAAAUUCAUCUAUAUUUUAAUUCAAAAAUUCGAUAGAUAUGCUACUAUUAAAAAUACAGGAAAAGGUGAUGUUACUUUUGAUAAUUUUGUACAAGCUUGCGUUACAGUCAAGACCUUGACUGAUUCUUUCAGACAAUUUGAUACUGAUAAUGAUGGUUGGAUUCAAAUUAACUAUGAACAAUUUUUGGAUCUUGUUAUUCGUCAACGUGCUUAAAAAAAAACCAAAUAUGUAUCAAUAAAUGCAAUUUUCAUCUCUCUUUUGGCUAUUUUUAGUCUUUCUCUCUCUUUA
This is a messenger RNA of Cokeromyces recurvatus, 835 nucleotides long. RefSeq lists its product as uncharacterized. The record is from RefSeq and is a predicted model, not a curated record. Bases 32 to 760 code for a protein of 242 amino acids. Gene Ontology annotation, molecular function: calcium ion binding. The transcript is spliced from 5 exons. Lineage: Eukaryota; Fungi; Mucoromycota; Mucoromycetes; Mucorales; Mucoraceae.